AUGACGAUCUCGACGCUGGGCAUCCUGGUGCAUGUGACGCCCACGCUCGUGGGGAAUGCGUGUCGGCACUAUGUGCGCUUUUUGCUCGGCUGCGGGUGGUGUGCGCCGCGGGAGUCGGCGAACGAGUUUCUGUAUGACCAGCUCUUCCACCUGAUUUCCAAGCUGACCAUCUAUUUGACGCACCACACGGCCGAGGACGUGCAGAAGCUGACGGACCAGCUGGUGCCUGUGCCGCCGUGGUGCUAUGAUCAGCAGGUCAUGAUCCCGCUCGAGUGCUGUCACAAGUCGGCGGCGCUCCUGCAGACGUACUUUGGCCCCGAGAUGAUGCAGUCGUUUAUCGGGGGUCCGAGAUGGUGGCAGAUGCGGAGUCAGGCGGGCAUCCCGGCUGACUGGAUCGCGCACUACUCGGACUACCACUCGGCCAUGGCGAAGCGCGGGCGAAAGGGGGGGUACCACACGUCGAUGCUGCACCGCCUGACGCGGCACACGGCGCGCGUCAAUCCGCGGCAUGAGCACCCCACGGAGCCGGACCCGCAUCUCGUGCGCGAGGCUGGGCGCUUUGCUGAUACCACCGAAGAGUCGGAGCGUCUCUCGCGCAUCGUGCUGUACAUCCACGGCGGUGCCUACUACUUUGGCUCGGUCAAUACGCACAAGUACAUGAUCCACCGGCUCACGACCAAGUUUGGGGGCUUCGCGCUCGCCGUCAACUAUCGCAAGGCGCCGCAGUUUCCGUUUCCGUGCGCGAUCCAAGACUGCCUCGCUGCGUACUUGUACCUGAUCGAUCCGCCGUCCGGCGCACCUCACCCCCCGAUUGAUCCGUCGCGCAUCGUUGUCGCAGGCGACAGCGCUGGCGGCGGACUCGCACUCGCGCUCCUCCAGCUCAUCCGCGAUCUCGACUUGCCGCGGCCCGCAGGCGGCCUGCUCCUAUCGCCGUGGAGCGACUUGACGCAUUCGUUUCCCUCCAUCUUGCAAAACACCAAGACGGAUUACAUUCCGCCGUACAGCUUCCUCCACCGGCCCAGUGUCUUGUGGCCGCUGCCGCGGGACGCCGGGGCGUUUGUGCGCACGACGGGCCUGCUGCGCCGCUUUCGCGGCAAAAAGGCGGGGCUGUCAGUCGAGGCGAGUGGCCCAUGGCAUGCGCGGCCGCUGUACAUGACGCAGGCGGAUGGCACGGCCGCGCCGAUCAAGUCGCAGAUCCAGCUGUACGCGACGAAUGCGCAGCUGCGGCACCCGCUCUGCUCCCCUGCGCUGGCCGGCAGCCUCGGCGGCCUGCCGCCGCUCUUUGUGCUCGCCGGCGAUGACGAGGUGCUGCGUGACGAGAUUGUGUACCUGGCGCACAAGGCAGCGAACCCGGCGGCGUACCCCACGAAUCCGGCACUGCUGCGCGAGUUUCCGCAAACGCGCCGCGCUGCUGAGCGAUACACGACGCCGACGGACGUGCACCUGCAGGUGUUUGAUGGCCAGUGCCACGUCUUUCCCAUGUUUAUGUACACUCUGUCUGCGCGCUACGCCUUCCGCGCGAUGGCCUCGUUCAUCAAGCGCGUUACGGGUGCGCCGUGCCAAGCGAGCAGUCCUGUGACGCAGUCUUGGGGCAGUGCGCCUCCGGGCAAGAACAAGUAUGCGGCCCACGUGCCGCUCGAGCGCCCGCACUUCCGCGACCACAUGAUCCGUGAGCGCAUCGCGCGCGACGGCGAUGUGCGCCCGAUGGAGAGCGUGGAACAGAUCCCGUGUCUCAACCUGCCCCUGUCGUCCAUCGGCCUGAUUUAUCCCGCGACGUACGCACGCUUCCGCAAGGGCCACACGAUCUGGGAUAACAAGUACCAUCGCGAUAUCAAGCGCAUCAAAAAGAAGCGCGCCCGGAUGGAGCGGCGCAUCACACGCAUCCUAUCCAAGGCGCAGACAGAGGGCCUGCUGGAGAACCACGGCGACAUCGACACUCACGGCACGCGCUGGACAGAUCUCGGCACGUACGGCCCCGCUGACCUGCGCGACGAGACACCGCCGCCCUCGGCCAUCGUCGCACGCCGCGAUACCCCCGAUGCGUUGGCCCUCCUCAAGCUCGGUCUGCACCUGCGCGCCAAGCGCCGGCAUGCCCAGAGCCCGCAUGACCGCCCGCCUGGCGGUGGUGGCCAGCAGCGCCGCUCGCUGGCCGACGAGGCACCGCGCCGCGCCUACUCGAUGGGCGAGCAUGUGCACACGGACGACGAGCGGCCUGUGCCGCUCGAUCAGUUUGGGUGGUGGCGCUCGCUACUCGUGCGCGGCCGCCCGUCUCGCUCGUAG
Molecule: messenger RNA, 2280 nt
Organism: Malassezia restricta
Lineage: Eukaryota; Fungi; Basidiomycota; Malasseziomycetes; Malasseziales; Malasseziaceae
Product: lipase esterase family protein
Exons: 1
Coding region: 1-2280 (759 amino acids)
Molecular function (GO): hydrolase activity
Source: RefSeq, a predicted model, not a curated record